UUCUGCUAAACGGCGUGCGUGGCUGUGGCGGGCCGAGCGAACUGCCUCUCUCAUUAUUUUGUUUAUUCCUACCCCGCAGGAUGCAUGUUGUAAGGGCUUUCUAGCUCCGGAUUGGACGGUAUAAUUGAUAUGUUGGAGAAGCGACGACGAGGGCCGGUGCGUACAGACAGGCGCGCCCCCGCUCGCGCGCGCUCACACGUCGCCCCCCCCCCUUCCAAGUUUGAGUAGCAGUAACAGUGCCGCACACUAAGAGGGCAGGAGAGUCACUUCCCUAGAAUAGAGAACGAACUCUACCGUUGUACAAAAGCGGCGCGUUUUUCUCUUGGGUGCAAACGAGCUCUUCAUUGAGAGGAAAGGCAGAAGGGGGGAGAGGGAGGCGGAAGGAACCAUAGUUCCCAAGAACUUCGGCUGCAACAAGCCUCCUCCUCCUCCACUUCCACUCUCCUUUCUUUCCAGAGCCGGGGAUCUUCCCCCUCUUCUUCUCCCCUCCCCUCCCCCGUUGGUUCUUCUGGCCCACCCGGCUGUGGUCAACAGCAUUUUUGAGAAACAGAAAUCCUCCAAGACUUUUGCGUUUUGGGGGGCGGAGGAGGAUAAAGAGGAAGAGGAGGGGGAAAGUAAUAUUUGCUGCCCAUCAUUUUCACAGCCACGCUGAAGUAAUUGCGCCCCCUCUCCCCGCUGUCCCUUCUCGGCUCGGAUUCCUGGUCUAGCCACAGUUCCUGGACUGGAGAGAGAUUUCCUUUCUUGAUCCCCCCCCGUUUCCCCCCCUUGCAGCGUUGCCUUCCCGCGCUUCUUCUCCCCAAAUCCCGACACGCUGCAUGUUUGCAAAUUGGUAAAAAAUAUCUUCUCUCCCCCUCCCCGCUUUCACUCUAAGCCCCCCCCUCAAUCUCAGCCCAGCCGCUCAGAUCAAAGCGCCGUGCCUCCCUCCCAGUGGCCGCCGCUCACUAAUGGGAUUGCAGUGUGCUUGGCUCUGCUGCUGCAGCCGCCGGAGGGAGAGGAGCUGCUGUACCUCUUCACCGACACUCUGUGGGUGCUGAGCCGCGGGGAUGAUCCGGAUCUUCCCGGAUUUCAGCGUGCAGGUGACUGCAGCUGCGGCUGGCGGGGCGGCUGGGGGAGUGCCGGCCGGGCCGGGCAUGGGGAGAGCCAGUUCCGCAGCCAACGGGAACCCACAAAACGUCCAGGGCAUCACUUCAUACCAACAACGAAUAACUGUCCAGCAUCCUCUGCCCAACCAAUCAGAAUGUAGGAAAAUCUACAGAUAUGACGGAAUCUACUGUGAAUCUACCUACCAGAAUUUACAAGCCUUGAGAAAGGAAAAGUCCCGAGAUGCUGCUCGUUCUCGCCGGGGGAAGGAAAAUUUUGAGUUCUAUGAGCUGGCCAAAUUGUUGCCACUCCCUGCAGCCAUCACCAGCCAGCUUGACAAGGCAUCCAUCAUCCGACUAACAAUUAGCUAUUUGAAGAUGAGGGACUUUGCUAAUCAGGGGGAUCCUCCGUGGAACUUGCGAAUGGAAGGACCACCACCCAACACAUCAGUAAAAGGGAUACAAAUGUGGAAAUCUGAGGUCUGCAUGAGAAAGACACCAUGUGAAGUUAUAGGUGCCCAGCGCAGGAGAAGCCCCAGUGCACUUGCCACUGAAGUAUUUGAGUCACAUUUGGGAAGUCACAUUUUACAGUCUCUGGAUGGAUUUGUAUUUGCACUAAACCAAGAGGGGAAAUUUUUGUACAUUUCGGAAACAGUCUCCAUCUAUCUAGGCCUAUCCCAAGUGGAACUGACAGGCAGCAGUGUGUUUGACUACGUCCACCCAGGAGACCAUGUGGAGAUGGCAGAGCAGCUGGGCAUGAAGCUUCCCCCGGGGCGAGGCCUUCUCUCGCAGGGAACAGCAGAGGAUGGAGCCAGCUCAGCAUCUUCAUCUUCUCAGUCUGAGACCCCUGAGCCAGUGGAAUCCACAAGCCCCAGCCUACUUUCAACGGACAACAAUCUAGAGCGUUCUUUUUUCAUCCGGAUGAAAUCUACCCUGACCAAGCGAGGUGUGCACAUAAAAUCUUCAGGAUAUAAGGUGAUUCAUAUAACAGGAAGGUUACGUCUGAGAGUGUCGCUGUCCCAUGGGCGGACAGUCCCUAGCCAAAUCAUGGGGCUUGUAGUUGUUGCUCAUGCUUUGCCCCCUCCUACGAUCAAUGAAGUCAGAAUCGACUGCCACAUGUUUGUUACUCGAGUAAACAUGGACCUCAAUAUCAUUUACUGUGAAAAUAGGAUUAGUGAUUACAUGGAUCUGACCCCAGUAGAUAUCGUAGGGAAAAGAUGUUACCACUUCAUUCAUGCUGAAGAUGUGGAAGGGAUCAGGCACAGUCACUUAGACUUGCUCAACAAGGGCCAGUGUGUAACGAAAUACUACCGCUGGAUGCAGAAGAAUGGGGGAUACAUUUGGAUACAGUCAAGCGCCACCAUCGCUAUCAAUGCCAAGAAUGCAAAUGAGAAGAACGUCAUCUGGGUCAAUUACCUUCUGAGCAACCCAGAAUAUAAGGACACUCCAAUGGAUAUUGCACAGCUCCCUCAUCUGCCAGAGAAAACCUCAGAGUCCUCUGAGACCUCCGAUUCUGAAUCAGACUCAAAGGACAACUCAGAGGACAAUGAGAAUUCAAAGUCAGACGAAAAAGGAAACCAGUCGGAAAACAGCGAGGACCCUGAGUCAGAUAGGAAGAAGUCUGGGAACCAGUCAGAUAACGAAAUGAACUGUAAUGAGGAUGGCAACAGCUCCAGCAACCAGGACAGCAGAGAUAGUGAUGACAGCUUUGAAAAUUCUGACUUUGAGAAUCAAAAGGCCCCUGAGGAUAGUUUUGGUACUCUUGGUUCUAUGCAGAUUAAGGUGGAACGCUAUGUGGAGAGUGAAUCAGACUUGCGGUUGCAGAACUGUGAAUCUUUGACCUCAGACAGUGCCAAGGACUCAGACAGUGCAGGAGAAGUAAAUGCUCAGUCUUCCAGCAAACAUCAGAAGAGGAAGAAGAGGAGGAAAAAGCAGAAAGGAGGCAGCAUGACCCGCAGAAGGCUAUCAAGCACCUCAAGCCCAAAUGGACUUGACUCAGCAUUGGUGGAUCAGCCCCAGCUGCUUUCAUCGCCAAACAGUGCCUCAGUGCUCAAAAUAAAAACUGAGAUCUCAGAACCUAUCAAUUUUGAUAAUGAUAGCAGUAUUUGGAAUUACCCACCCAACAGGGAAAUCUCAAGGAAUGAAUCUCCUUACAGUAUGACCAAGCCCCCAAACUCAGAGCACUUCCCUUCCCCCCAAGCCAGCAGUAGUUUACAUGUCUCCAUUCCAGACUCUGUUCUCACCCCACCCGGGACUGAAAAUACUGCCAGCCGCAAAUCUCAGUUCAGCACCUCAUCCACCUCUGCCUUGGCUCCCGUAUCCUCUGACCCUUUGUCACCACCUCUGUCAGCAUCUCCACGGGACAAGCAUCCUGGAGGCCCCAGCACUUCCAACUCUUUGUUGUACACCGGGGACCUGGAAGCCCUCCAGAGGUUGCAAGCAGGCAAUGUGGUCCUUCCUUUGGUUCACAGGGUAACUGGAACCCUUGCUGCCACCAGCACGGCUGCUCAGAGGGUCUAUACCACUGGCACUAUUCGGUAUGCUCCAGCUGAAGUUACUUUAGCCAUGCAGGGCAAUCUUCUCCCCAACACCCAUGCUGUUAACUUUGUGGACGUUAACAGCCCUAGCUUCGGCCUGGAUCCUAAAACACCGAUGGAAAUGCUCUACCACCACGUUCACCGACUCAAUAUGUCCGGACCGUUUGGAAGUGGUGUGAGCGCGGCCAGUCUGACCCAAAUGCCUGCAGGGAAUGUGUUCACAACUGCCGAAGGACUCUUCUCCACUCUUCCAUUUCCUGUGUACAGCAAUGGCAUUCAUGCCACACAGACACUGGAACGGAAGGAGGAUUGAAAUAUGACCACAUACUGUGUUCAGUGUUAAACUCUGAGGCAUAGACUAUAUUUUCAUUUAGACCUUUAAUUCUAGCACUUUGAAUUUGAGCAGGUCAGCUUAUUCUCUCAAUAUGACGGUCCCCAUUUCAUUCCCUUUCUCUUUAACUUGACUUAUUCUUUCAUGUAAGUUUUUUUAUUAUUUUUGCCUUCAGAGAGCUGAAGUACCAGUUGCCUGCCAUUUUGUCUUCUUCCAAGAUGUGUAUUUUUUUUCCUUUGCAUCUUUAUUAAGAUGCCUUUAAUGUGUGUAUGCCUCUGCCAUAGAAUACUCAGUGUUGUGGUAAAGAGAUUUUAAAGUGACAACCAUUGGGUUUACUUCAAAAUGAUCUUGAUAUGAUCAAGAUUAAAAGAAACAAGCAUAAAACAAUGUGCCCUGUUUGACUAAGUCAAAUGAAAAGGGGGCUUUGUUCCUAAUUCCUUUAAAAAAAUAGGGGAUAGUAUUUUAGAAUUUUAUGCAGAGUUUAAUUCACUUUUUAUGGUUACAAUUUUCUUACUUGCACAUACAAUAAUUUGGGUUCUUAAAAAGUUAAUUUCUGGCCUGUGAUUAGAAUAUUAAGAAGAUGGACUAAAUGUUAA
Molecule: messenger RNA, 4543 nt
Organism: Rhineura floridana
Lineage: Eukaryota; Metazoa; Chordata; Lepidosauria; Squamata; Rhineuridae
Gene: NPAS3
Product: neuronal PAS domain protein 3
Exons: 13
Coding region: 1044-3929 (961 amino acids)
Biological process (GO): regulation of transcription by RNA polymerase II
Molecular function (GO): protein dimerization activity; RNA polymerase II transcription regulatory region sequence-specific DNA binding; DNA-binding transcription factor activity, RNA polymerase II-specific
Source: RefSeq, a predicted model, not a curated record